Amoebophrya sp. A25 is the source of this 3236-nucleotide messenger RNA. NCBI's taxonomy places the organism in Eukaryota, Dinophyceae, Syndiniales, Amoebophryaceae. The record is from the annotation of a GenBank genome assembly.
CUCACCAGGGUGUGAUACAAGUCCAACCUCGGAGUUCCCCUGAUGCCAGAUAGUCGCUCUGGCUCGGAUUCGGUUGUCGUCGCCAUCACAACUGUUUGACCUCAUAUAAUCAAAGCUCAUCUGGAGUUUGGCUGAUCGGGAUCGAUUAAGAGUAGGUGGAAGUUUCAAUUUCUUUGUCGUCGGCGAAUCGGUGCUUAAAUGUCGGACUGACUUGCCUAGAUGUUGAUUGAGUUCUUUUCUCGUUCAUGCUGCGAGUUUCGUUACUAGUGUUUCAUCCUCCAAUGACGUUUAUCUCCAUAGGUGCUUGAAGGUGGUCCCGAUCCUCCUCUCAGCCGUAGGUAUGGCUUGAUUGCAUGCUUUUUCUGCAUGUCUUCUACAGAGUUUUAAUCAGUUUUGAAAUGAAUUCUUUUGCGCCCUGGUAAGGAAGGGGUAUGAGCAGUAUUUCGUGCAUAUUUCCUUGCGGUGAUAACAUUGAUGUAUCACUCCCUUAUUCCUUUUUGUAUCAUGAAUGAAUCCUGAUUUUCUUUUGGGUGCAACGAAGAGUAAGUACGAUGGUCCGCUGUUCCCGCAAGAAUCUUGAUGGUUGCUGAUCCUCCGUCUCCAGCUGCGUCCGUUCCAACUCGCUUGAGGAUCUAGCGACUUCUAAUGAUUGAAGCACACUUCACACUGCAGCGAAAGCGAUGUUUCUCCGUGUCGGCACUCCGCAGCAGAUCCUUUUUCAGGAUCAUGACCCGGUGGUAGAAACUCGCGUUGCUCCAUGGGCUAAGAGCAAUCCAGUCGUUGGUCCUGAUCUAAUUCCGAUUAGGGCUGGGGAACAUUUUGAGGACUACAAGGCGUACGAUCUGAGACGGAGGCAGUAUUUUGACCAGUUCUACCGUACUCCGACGUUGGCGCCGAAGGAGUAUGGCGCACGAGCACGAUGGGCAGCACAAAACCUCGUUCGCGGUGUUUACGAUAUUUACACGCGGGUGAAGCGGGAUGCCGAGUUUUUAGUUGGGGACAUUGUUCCACAGUUUGCGACGGGUCCAGACGGCUCACCAGGUUUGCUUCGCCAAGUGUUGUUGGAAACUUGCCGCCUCGGCGCGCCUGAGGAGCCUGGAGAGUACGCAUCGUUGGUAGCGCAGGAUGCUGCAUAUAGCAAAGUCGCUGGAGGUGCGUCGACCCGGAAAAAUGUUGGAGGAGGCAAUGCAGAAGACCAGCAGGAUACUGGGUCGGGGAGUGCAUUGAUGCAAAUGAUGUCCAGGGGCUUUGGAAGACAAGAUAGAAGUCAGACCGGUCAAGAGGGAGUCUUAUUGUCAUCGGAAGUCAAAGUGGUUGAUCCUUUGAAGUCACGGGCAGAAAACCUUCGUCGGCUGCGGGUGACGCGAAGUGUACGUCUUCUUCAGCGCUACAUGCGCAACUGGGACCCAGACGACGGUGAUUUGGAGGACCUGACUGCGUCCUUGAGAAAGCUGGACACACUUGACAUUCGCGCUAUUCAAGCGCUUCGAUUUCGUCCGCCAGAUGCCGAAGAGGUAGUGACAGCGCGACGGCGUGCGGCGAUGCGCAGGAUCCAUCCGGCAGCGGGUUUUACGUAUCCCCCACCGCGACCAGAUCAGGUUUUGGCACUGAAUCUUGGGCGAAAGCGCGAACGGGAGGCACUGUUUGAGAGCCGAGCAGAGGAUGUCUGGCGCAUAACCGAAAGCUUAGUAAAACGGCCAUACGAAGAUUCCUGUCGCGCGCCGGUUCUAGCUGUGUUCGACGAAGUGCAGACGCUGACGCGAGACAGCUUGCGGCUCUUGAAGCGUGUGCAGAACGCCUUCGACCAGGCAGAGUUGGCGCGCCACCAAGUUCUAGAUCUCCUGGGACUGCGUGUACCCGCGACUGGGAUUGAGCGCGCGGCCAGCGGAAAGGGCACCGCUUCUGCGACAUCCGGUGUGCUGGAUUCCAUCACCGGGCGAGCAUCAGCAUCGCCGAAUAACAACCGGAACUUUCCAGGCAACUACCUCUUUCCAGAUGCACUUGCUUCGGCGCAUGGAAAGCCUGGAAGCCCGCCAACUGCUGCGGGCUCUUCUGGUCGUGUAUCAACGGUGUCGCCCAGUGUUCCGCCUGCGGAUAUGGACAUCGAGUACUCAACAGAGGCGGUGGAUCCGUAUAGCGACACUGCGACAGAGCAGCGCGCGCACGACGACCCGUACGGCUUGGAUGCGCGGUAUUGGUACCCACUGGAUCCGAUGAACCUCGAACAGACACAGUCGGCGGAGCGCGUUCGCCUGGCAAGACUGCGAUACGACCAGGAGAAGGAGGUGCUUGAGGGCAAGAACAAGACGUCGCAACUCAAAGAGCCAGGUACUGUUAUUCAAAAUCGAUUUUUAGAUACAGAUAGAGUAUAUAUAAUUAUCAUUCUUCAUGGACAUGUUGAAUCAGUGCAUGUGAUGUUGUGUGUCAACACAGUAUUCUUUUCUAAUGAAUCCGGUUUCACAUUUUGGUCUCGUUCCCGUCGUGAGUGAAGCAAUGCUUUUCUUCAACUCACUUCUCUGAAGGUGUCGGCGAAGAAGACCCAGACAGCUUUGCAGCUGGCGCAGAUGGUUCGGAAGGCGUUUCGACGGCAGAUAAACCGGUUCCGCCGCCGGUCGACAGGACACCGACAAUGAUGGGCGUCGCGGAGAACAAUCCUGAUUCCUCAUCGCUCCUGCCGGACGAGGCUCCGGUUACUCUGCCUGUGGGUCCUAGCGCUAUCCCAGUGAUCACAGCGAGCUACGGUCCUGGGAAGACGCCAGGUGUCGUGCGUCCAGAAGCGAUCAGGAGAGGCAACGUGGAAGAACUUCUGAAGGAAGCAGGUGCAGCAGAUAACGGGGCUACGCAGUGGUGAGGACGAGUUUCUCGUCUUUGGUUUGGUGCUCGACUAACUUAAAGACGAGCGUGAACGCUCCCGGAAAAAAGAACGCGUCGCCUGCUCAGGUGUUGGUGUUCGUGUGAAGUCACCUGUUGCUUCACAUUGCGGGGACGGUUUGUCUUAUUAUCUGAAACACAGAAUCUAGCGUGUUGCAAUUUUCUUGUACAGACGAAGCAAGCUACUUGCAUGUACUCAAAUUUUCUGGAAAUCACACGGGUUUGGUCCCAGUCGUUGUAAACCGAGGAUGUACAGAUACUCGGGAUCGUUUCUUAUGAAAAUGACAAUUUUAUUUUUGUUAUAGAGACAGUACGGUUUGACAUCGUCAUGUCACUAAAACGCUUCUACCGUGGGUUUGAUCAUG